CAUCUGGUGCAGAAGGAGAAUAGAUCUGUUUUCUGGGAUCAGAAAAUCACUUCCUGACACGGCUCACAGCAAGCACAGGCAAGGUUCCCCAUUGACACAGUGAGUGAUGUCACGCCAGGAGUUAUUUCUGCCAGUAUCUCAAAGGGCCCAGCUGGUCUAAUCAAAGUGAGCCCCUGGAGCUGAAGGUGGCAGGAGGACGUUGAUGUAACAACCCUGGGAAAACCGCAGACCCACACUCCCUAACCACUGUGUCAGCUGUGGGCUCUGCCCUUCACCCUCCAGCUCCAGGAUGGUGCACCUGUAGGGCUGACCAUGGGCCUCCAUCCCACCUCCCUCCUGGUCCUCGUGCUCUGCCUGGCCCAGUCCAUCCACAUGCAGGAGGGGGUCCUGCUCAAACCCUCCAUCAGGGCUGAGCCGGGACCUGUGAUCCUCCGGGGACAGCCUGUGACCAUCGUGUGCCAGGGCCCAGCUGGGGCUGACCGAUUCCGUGUGGAGGACAAGGAGAAUAAAUCUGUUCAUUGGGAUCAGACUGUGAUGCCUCCACAUGGCUCUCACGAGACAGAGACCACAUUCCACAUCGAUGCCAUGAGUGAUGGCAAUGCCAGGGGUUAUCGCUGCCUCUAUGAAAAAGAGUCCACCUGGUCUGAGCCCAGUGAGACCCUGGAGCUGAAGGUGACGGACGAGAGCAUCACCACUCCACCCUCAGGAGCUCCAAGAGCUGUUACCUCCACCCAAACCACACACACAAAACCCCUCUCCACAGCUGAAAGCUCCACCAGCCGAGCAGCAUUGGAGGGAACAGGACACAUGCAGACAAAUUCCCCGGACACUAAGACCAGCACUCCCCCAGGCCUAUCACCAGAGCAUCGUUAUAUUCUUGUCGGGAUCCGUGUGGCCUCUCUGCUUUGUCUCCUCCUCCUGGCCUUCCUCUUAGUCCACCGUCAGCGUCAGAAAAAACGUGGGCCCCCCAGCAGCAAGGAUGAGGAACCAAGGCCGCAGGAGAGGCUCAGCCUGACAGAUGUCAUCACAGAGAACCCAGCAGAUGUGGCCACCACAGUGGAUGCAGUUCCUGAGGAAAAUGGAGACAUGCACAGCCCAAGCCUUGCUGUAGGAGAUCCCCAGGAGGUGACAUAUGCCCAGCUGGACCAGCAGGCGCUCACAUGGAGAGCAGCUCGCACCGAGUCCCCACAACCCAUGGAGCCCACAGCUGAGUCCAGAAUGUAUGCAGCCCUCCCCAGAUACUAACUUCAGGACCACCUGGCCUCUGCCCUUGGAGACACAGGAUGCCACUGUUGCAAAGGCCGGUAGCAGCCACUUGGAGGACUUCCCUAUUAAACUAUCUCCUUCCUGAAAGUCAUCAACACAUUUUUGCUGGAGGCAAGACCUGGACUUCAGGGACCCCUAGUGAACAUGCAGGAGGGUCACUAACGAGGUGGCCCCUCCUACAACCAACCAGCUUGGUGAAGCACAGUUGUAACUUCUGUUUCCAGAGAUCCAGCUACUGGCACCUGGCUGUUUUCUGAGACCCAUCUAAUGUUGUCCAGCAGUUUUCAGAGACCCAUCUAAUAUUCAGCAGUUCCAGAGGUCGAGCUAAUGAUGCCCAGGUGGUUUACUCCACCCACCUUAUGGGGUCAACUAGCUGCCCUAUCACGUUAAAUGGAAUCUUUACCCUGAGAACUGCUAGGGGGUGCCAGUGUCUCCUUUGGAUUAAUUUAGUUUUUUUGUUUUUUUGUUUGUUUAGUAGAAAAAAGA
Phyllostomus hastatus (greater spear-nosed bat) is the source of this 1752-nucleotide messenger RNA. RefSeq names its product leukocyte-associated immunoglobulin-like receptor 1. The transcript has 12 exons. Bases 313 to 1245 code for a protein of 310 amino acids. The record is from RefSeq and is a predicted model, not a curated record. NCBI's taxonomy places the organism in Eukaryota, Metazoa, Chordata, Mammalia, Chiroptera, Phyllostomidae.